This is a messenger RNA of Dunckerocampus dactyliophorus (ringed pipefish), 6643 nucleotides long. It is a transcript of the gene arhgap44a, whose product is annotated as Rho GTPase activating protein 44a. The transcript is spliced from 22 exons. Lineage: Eukaryota; Metazoa; Chordata; Actinopteri; Syngnathiformes; Syngnathidae. Bases 304 to 3276 code for a protein of 990 amino acids. Gene Ontology annotation, biological process: signal transduction; negative regulation of Rac protein signal transduction; regulation of actin cytoskeleton organization. Gene Ontology annotation, molecular function: protein binding; GTPase activator activity. The record is from RefSeq and is a predicted model, not a curated record. Gene Ontology annotation, cellular component: cytoplasm; intracellular anatomical structure; dendritic spine.
UCUCGUGUCUUUCUCUGUGUGUGAGAUGUGAGUGUGUGUGUGAUUGGCGGCGUUGAGCAGCUCGACCAUCCUUUAGCAGGCAGUGUGUAUGCGUGUGUGUGUCACAUAGAUACACUGGGUCCUUUUUGGAAAGAUGUAACCGUGGAAAUAAAACGUUUUGGGCGUGGGCACGAUGAGGCGAUGAGGACAGGAAAUGACGGCAUAUCUGGAGUUUGGGGCUCUCCUUUAGAGCAUUUAUUGCUUUUCAUUUUUAGCGAGAUAAUGCGGAAUCCUUAUAGGCAUUAAUUUGCAUCAUUCGAGAAGAUGAAGAAGCAGUUCAAUCGGAUGAGGCAGCUGGCCAACCAAACGGUGGGAAGGGCCGAAAAAACAGAGGUGUUAAGCGAGGACCUCCUACAGGUGGAGAAGCGCCUGGACCUCGUCAAACAAGUGACACACAGCACUCACAAGAAGCUGACGGCUUGCCUGCAGGGUCAGCAGGGGGCUGACGUGGAGAAGAAAUCUGUCAAGUCACCCUCUAAGAAACUACCACUUACUCUCCUGGCACAAUGUUUGGUGGAGGGAGCUGCAGUUUUGGGGGAUGACUCCCUGCUGGGGACGAUGCUGAAGCUAUGUGGAGAGACGGAAGAGAAGUUGGCCCAGGAGCUCAUCGACUUCGAAUUCCAGAUAGAGAGAGAUGUGGUUGAGCCGCUCUACGUUCUCGCUGAGGUGGACAUUCCCAACAUACAGAAACAAAGAAAGCACUUAGCUAAGCUUGUCUUGGACAUGGACUCAGCACGGGCAAGAUAUCAGCAGUCAUCCAAGUCGUCCGGCCACCCAAGCACUCUGCAGCCCGGUACCAAGUCCGAGUCACUUAGAGAGGAGAUGGAGGAGGCAGCCACUCGGAUGGAGAUUUGCAGGGAUCAGUUGUCUGCAGAUAUGUACAGCUUUGUGGCCAAAGAAAUAGACUAUGCAAAUUAUUUCCAGACACUAAUAGAGACACAGGCGGAAUACCACAGAAAGUCACUAGAGAUUCUUCACAGCAUUCUGCCCCAAAUUAAAGCGCACCAAGAGGCAUGGGUGGAGAAGCCAUCAUUCGGCAAGUCUCUGGAGGAGCACCUGAACAUUAGUGGGAGGGAGAUCGCCUUCCCCAUCGAAGCAUGUGUCACCAUGCUGCUGGAGUGCGGCAUGCAAGAGGAGGGCCUCUUCCGAGUGGCUCCAUCAGCCUCCAAGCUGAAGAAGCUAAAAGCCUCCUUGGACUGUGGAGUUCUAGAUGUGCAGGAGUAUUCCUCCGACCCGCAUGCCAUCGCAGGGGCUCUCAAAUCUUACCUCCGUGAGCUCCCCGAGCCAUUGAUGACUACUGAACUUUAUGAUGAAUGGAUUCAGGCCUCCAACAUUCAAGAUAUGGACAAGAGACUCCAAGCAUUAAUGGCAGCCUGUGAGAAACUGCCAACGGAUAACUUGAACAACUUCAGAUAUCUCAUCAAAUUCUUAGCCAAGCUGAGCGACUAUCAGGAUGCCAACAAGAUGACACCCGGUAACAUGGCCAUCGUCCUUGGCCCAAAUUUACUCUGGACGCAUACAGAGCCGGACAUGACAGAGAUGAUGACCACACUGUCUCUGCAGAUCGUUGGCAUCGUCGAGCCCAUCAUUCAACAUGCUGACUGGUUCUUUCCUGGAGAGAUUGAAUUCAACCUGACUGGCAGCUACGGCAGCCCCAUCCACACCAACCACAACUCCAACUACAGCUCCAUGCCCUCCCCCGACAUGGAGCAUUCUGACCGCAAGCAGCAACACCACCACGACCAGAGCCGGCGCCCACUCAGCGUUGCCACGGACAACAUGAUGCUGGAGUUUUACAAGAAGGAUGGCAUUAGGAAAAUCCAAAGCAUGGGUGUCCGGGUCAUGGACACUUCCUGGGUGUCACGUAAGGGCUCAUCCACACUGGCACGCAAGACCUGCUCCACUCCUCCAGGCGUGCAAGGCCCCGGCUCCCCCGCGGACUCGCUCAUCCCCGAGCAGGUCGGAGAGUUCAUCAUCUCUCCAGCUGCCACACCUCCCCCUGGAGAAAGAAUCAGCUCAGACGUGUCGCCCAAUCGGCCGGACACCUUUCAUGCCCACCCACCCCCAGGGGAGGACCGGCCGCCCCCUCCCUACCCCUCCUCUUCUUCCUGCCACACUGCCCACCACCACUUCUACCCCAAGCCACCUCCCUGCGCUCGCCCCGUGGCCCCGGGUCCGGAGUCGCAGCCCCCAGCCUCGCCUCCGCCCCCUCAGCGUUGGUCCGGUUUCACCCCUCCUGCUCCUAUGCCAUCCUCCUCCUCUUCCUCCUCCUCCUCCUCGCUCGACAUCAAUUCCAACCCCAAGCCCAGCUGUCUGCACUUCCCCAAGCACAGCCCACCCGGUGACAUGUCGCAUGCCCCCCCACCCGACAUUAAUGCAUCACCGCUCUACAUCAAAACCCCCCUGGUGCUAACCCGCCACGAGCAGUCCCUAAGCAACCCCCCUAGCCUCCCUUCCUCUGCGCCCCCGCCCCCGCCGUGGGCUGCCUGUCCAUGUGCCAGAGAGAGAGGACUCCCCAGGCUGACUAGUUCGUUGAAGAGUAAAGAGCUCUCCCCUGUCAUUGGACACAAAGCCAUCCAGGUGGCAAGUCCAACAAUUCCCCCCAACUGCAGUCCCCAAAGCAGCAGUCAGUGUCCCCAUUCCACAGAGCACAGCCCACACACCCUACGCAAAGGUUCCAAAAAGUUGGCCCCCGUGCCUCCCAAGGUCCCCUACUGCCAAUCUGGUGUGAUGUCUGAACAGUCGACAGGCCAGCCCUCACCGGUCAGCCUGUCCCCCACCCCUCCUAGCACCCCUUCCCCUUACGGACUAAUGUGCAGUCCAGGGCAAGUACCCUCAUUGUCCCCUGGGCAGACCCCAUUGGGGGCGCCUCACUCCCUUUCAUCCCCACCCUCCUUAACGGGUACGCUCACCAAGUCACGACCCGCACCUAAGCCAAGGCAGAGACCCAGCCUUCCCCCUCCGCAGCCGCCUACGGUCCCCGCCGGGUUUGCCCCACCAGCCCCGAUCCCGGUUCCGGUGUCCCAGCCUCUGGAGAAGGGCCUCAUGGAUGGACUGUCUCCUGGAGAGAGCAUGUCGACAGAUAUCUUCAAUUACGAAAUCCCCAGUAUCAAUGUCAAUCUGGACAGCCUCAUCGAUGAGUUCAGCGGUGGCCCUUGCAGAAGGUCCCUACCGGUGACGGACUCUCCGGCAGUGGAGGCUGUGCCCGAGGAGGAGCCCCAGACUACCACCCUAUGACCUAUGACCCCUUAAAGCUCAUCAGUUAGCUUUCACCACCAAGGCCUGAAGGGAAACAGAGUUGGCCUCAUCAAUAAUCCCCCCCCCCCUCAAAAAAAAACUACAAACUCCAUUCUCAUAUGUGCUCCAAGAUGCAAAAACACUUCUCUCUUCCCAUCGUUGACUAGAACUGAAGAAAACCCCACCAAAAUGCCACAUUAAGAGGAGGAACUGAUGCCUUUUGGACAAAAGACUGGAAUAAUAUUUAAGAUUAAUUUAUCUAUUUUUUAUCCUGCUUUUGCUUUAUUCAUUGGUGUUGCCGUUGUGAGUUUUUCUUUAGUUCGCCUUAAAUAGAAGAUGUAAUUCAUUUGUGUUAUGAUGUGCAGCUUUCAUUUUGGGGGAGACACUGAGCCUGACGUUGAUGUGUUUGCUUACAGGGUAUCUUCAAGCUUUGUGCACACAAGGUCUAUCCUGAGUGAUAGGAUUUGCAUGCAGGGUGAAAUUUACUAAGCCGAUUAUACCGUAUUUCCUCAUAUAGCUUUUAUACACAACUGCAGAGAGUAUCAGGGGUUUACAGGAGGGUAGGGGAUUUUUAUCAUAUUCAUAGUUUUUAGAAUUUUUCCACAGCAUAAAUAAGAACAUGUAUUCCAUUACAAUAUGUCAUAUUAAAUGUAUAUUAUUAUUAUUGUAUGAUGGCCAUCUUUGGUCACUAAAGGGUAGAUAUCACAUUUUUACCUUUUUGCUGACACACUCGAUUGCAUCUUUUCUUCUGUCAAGUUUUUUUUUUGCUUUCUCUUAACUUUCACCUUGAAACUUCAGCUUUCCAAAUGUCACGUCCUCUCUGCAGGUGCUGGAAAAGGUCAUUACUAUGCUGCAAAAACUGGUGAGAUGAAAUAUCUGAAAUUAUAAAAAAUAUUUAUUUAAAAAAAUACAGAAAAUCAUUUUUGACAAACAAUAUUUUUUUUCUAUGUGACACCAAUUUGCUUAUUUAGAAAUUGUGCCACAUUGUCACCAAGUGGGUAGCAAGUUGGCCUCGCAGUCAGGGGGCCAAGGGUUUGAAUCUCUUUUGGGGAAUGUCUGCGUGGAGUUUGCGCAUUCUCCCCGUGCGUUUUUUUGUUUUUCGGGUUAUCCGGCUUCCUUCCACAUCCCAAAAACAUGCACGUUAGGUUAAGUGGAAAUUCUAAAUUGUCCACAGGUGUGAAUGUGAGUGUGAAUGGUUGUUUGUCUACAUGUCCUGUCAUUGACUGGCGAGCAGUCCAGGGUGUGCCCCGCCUUUCGCCCGAAGUCAGCUGGGAUAGGCUCUAGCUCAGCCGUGAGCCUAAUGAGGACAAACGGUAUAUAAAAAUGGAUGAAUGGAAGUUAGUAGUUCUCAAACAUUUUACACCAAGUUCACCAAGUGGGCAUUGUUGGUUAAUAAAUUUGUAUUACAGUAAUUCCAUACAUUCGUAUGGACACAGUAUUUCUAAAACAAUCUCUGGUGUUCCUGAGUAACACUAGAUGGAGCCCGCGUACCACCAGUACCAGUGGUACUUGGACCAUAGUUUUACAAUCAAUGUCCAAUAUUACUCAAAAUAAGCGAAAGAAUCUACUAACAGAAUAAGAAAAAUUGUUUUGCUGAUGUGCUUGGAACAAGUGAAAUGACUCACUUUAAGCUGCACCGGACUAUAAGCCACACAUGUCCACAUCAUAAAAUGGCAUAUUGUAGCACGCACAAGUCCGUGAGGACCAGCAGCUCUUUAUUUGACAGGAGCCAAUCAUGAGCUAUGAAAAAAUCACAACAAGCUUGUCAGUCCAUUGGAAAUUGCAGGAGGUCAUUACUCAAUACCGCAGUCUGGCUCACGGUGUCAUCUUACAAACUAAACACUAAACUCAUCACACAGCAACUUAACACUCAACACUCAAAGGGUACUAUCCUCGAAAGUUAAUAUCCAAUACAAGUACCAAUACGAGUUUGAAAAGAAAAAAAACAACUACUAAACAACGUUUUCCCAUAAUACAUUUCGUCUGAGCAAAGCAUUUCAUUGGAGGACAAGCAGCAUAGAAAAUGGAUGGCUGAAUAGAUGGAUUUCGCUGCAAUGCUGCCUCCACCAGAUGGAGCCAGAGGAGCCCAGAGGGAGGCUGAUAUCAUUGCAGCACCUGCAGGCUCGUUGUGAGUUCACUGAUAGCUUGUGAUUGGCUCCUGCCAAAGAAAUAGCUAUCGUUUCCUCACUGACUUGUGAGUGGCACAGUAUUUAAAUGAUUAGUAGUAGUUCUGAAGUAAAGGAGAUGUCACGAGAUUAGAACAUAGCCAUUAAUUUGCCGCACUGCUGUCGUAGCCGCAGGGUUCAAAGUUUAAGAAAAAGUAGUGGCUUAUACAUCGGAAUUUACGGUAACUUGUUAGUUAAAGAGAGGUACUGUAUGUCUGUAUGUCUUGAUUUUAGAUAUUUAGCCUUGCUUAGGUUUCAGUUUUUGCUAUUUUUUUCCUCGGGAGGGGGGAAAGGGAGGCAUUUAUUUGAGGUGUGGCGUUUAUUUGAUGAAUCAGGGUACAGUGUCUAUUUGAGGGAAUAUGGUAAUUAUAAGCCUGUCUCCUAAUAUAAAGACAUUUGUACCAGCACAUUAUUAGAAGAAUGUCCAAGCCAGUAUAAACAAAUUGUUUCCUAUUGAAGACCUCAGAAUGGCCGUUGGUGAUGCGUUUACUGUAUUUCUGUAAAGAUUGGUAUUGGUGAAUGGAUAACUCUACACUGCCUUGCUUUUUUUGUUGACGUUAUUCUCUUAUCAACCUCACUGAAGUACUACAGGCUCAAUUACCUUUUUGUGUAAAUACAAAGACUGUACUGUACAUAACUAAAUGUAUAUAAUUCAUAUAUAUUAUUUAUACAUAUAUACAGUAUAUACCGUGUAUACAUACUGUAUAUGUACGGUAUAUACUGUAUGUGUGUGUAUAUAUAUAUAUAUAUAGUAAUAUUGCUGUAAUAUUGCGGAUGAAGAUGCAGGAUUUCCCAAACUUUCUAAUCUGAAGACCCAAAUUGACUCUAAUAUGUCAGGCAUCAUGUACUGUGAAUGAAUACAGAAGACAUGGUUUUACUACUACAAACAUGAUUUGGAAAAAAAAACUGUGUUGAUAGCUUACAGACGUGGUUCUCAAAGUUUUUACACUAAGAACCACCUUGAAAAUACUUACCUUAACUGGUACCACCACGUCUGCUACCUCUGCUUACCAACACGGUAAUGUGGUACCAGUGGUACUCGUAGCACAGUCUGACAUACAGCAUUCUACUUAAGUUUGGGAAACGCUGGUGUACAAUUGCACAAUUAUCAGGUGUUUUAAUUGUAGUUCUAUAGUUUAGUUACUAAAAAUUUGCACACUUGCAUCACCUGUAAAGGUCUUUUUUUUUUUUUUUAAAUGCAU